AUGGAUAAUCUUAAGAAAAGAAAUGCAACCUUUCUCACAAUUGGACUGAUAUUUCUACUCAGUGGUAUUGAGUAUGCUGUAAUUCUCCCUACAAUAUGGAGAUACUUGCAGAUCCUGGAGGCCCCCCCUUAUUUUCUGGGUCUGGGUCUCUCUGCCUUCAGCCUGAGUGGACUGCUCACAGGUCCCCUCUUUGGGCUCUGGUCAGACCGAACGAGAACUACAAAGUCCAUAAUCCUUUUCGCCAAUGUAUUUGAGAUAGUUGGUAACUUCAUGUAUUUCAUGGGAUACUCAAAAUGGAUGCUGUUGUGCAGUCGGCUUGUAGCAGGUAUUGGUGCUGGAGCAGGCUCCUCCAUCUUCAGCUUCCUGACACGAAGCACGCGUCCAGAGGAGCGCGCUGGUGUCUUUGCUGCCAUCAUGGCUUGUCGCCAGGCCGGACUCCUCAUUGGGCCAGCUUUCAACCUCUUCCUGCGUUUGUGCGACUUUAAGCUGGGGCCGUUUGUGGUGAACAAGUACACCUCACCUGGGAUCUUCAUGUGUCUGAUGUGGAUCUUGCUCCAGUUUGUGGUCCUGGCUAUGUACUGGGACGUGCCACCUCUCAACUCUGAAGAGGAGGGUCUGAUGGUGGUGGAGCUGACGGACGACGAGAGGGAGCUCUUGGUCGACCCCGAAGACGCCCUGGACGCCUACGGCGCCGUUCAUCCCGACCAAUCGGAGACCGCCAUCUCCUCUGAGAUCCAGCCUUUCCAGGACACGUCCCAGUGUCCCCCGUCUCCUCCUCCCUCCCCCCUUCCGUCGACAGGUCCGGCCCUCGGCAACCCUUUCAAGAACUUCAGUGCUAGCAGAGAGUUUUUGAGGGAGGAAGUGGUGGUGCUCCUCACAGCUCAGUUCAUCACUCUCUUCAACCAGACUGCACUAGAGACCAUGGUGACCCCUCUGACCCAACGCUGCUUCAGCUUUGGCGAGCUGGGGAACAGCCUGAUGUACGGUCUGUGCGGUGUGGAGGUCAUCCUGGGCUUCUUCUUCGUGCGCUGGCUCAGCGGCCAGGUGUCGGACCGCGCCGUGCAAGCCGCCGGCCUGGUCAUCUGCAGCACCGCCUGCGUCUGGUGCCUCAUCUUCCUGGCCGACCCACAGGGCGGUUACUCCUGGGAGAUGACAGAGUUCAUCAUCGGGGUGUUCCUGCAGCUGCUGGGUCUCCCCUUCGUUGCUGUGUCCCAGGUGUCCCUGUUCUCCAAAGUCACAGCUGAAAAAACACAAGGCUUCAGUCAGGGUGUGCGGCGCUCUGUUGGGGGGCUGGCCACCAUCCUGGGGCCUCUGUGGGCAGGUGGGCUGACUGGUAACCUGUACCUGAUGCUCGGGCUGAUGCUGGCUCUGCUCAUCAUGAUCACCGUCAUGACUGCGUUGUCCUACAGUCGUCUGGUGGAGCCCAAGGUGGUGCAGCAUGCCCAGAGCUUCGACAGCGGGGGUCAGAGCUGA
This is a messenger RNA of Hypomesus transpacificus, 1473 nucleotides long. RefSeq names its product major facilitator superfamily domain containing 8-like 2 (gene mfsd8l2). Gene Ontology annotation, biological process: transmembrane transport. Gene Ontology annotation, molecular function: transmembrane transporter activity. Bases 1 to 1473 code for a protein of 490 amino acids. NCBI's taxonomy places the organism in Eukaryota, Metazoa, Chordata, Actinopteri, Osmeriformes, Osmeridae. The transcript is spliced from 11 exons. The record is from RefSeq and is a predicted model, not a curated record.